This is a messenger RNA of Manis javanica (Malayan pangolin), 986 nucleotides long. The record is from RefSeq and is a predicted model, not a curated record. NCBI's taxonomy places the organism in Eukaryota, Metazoa, Chordata, Mammalia, Pholidota, Manidae.
GAGGGCCCCGCCGGAUUUAAGCCUAAUCUGCCUGGUGCUCAGCACAGCGGUCCUGCUGUGGAGGGGGCAGGCUGAGCCAGUCUCUGGGGCCCUGGAGAAGUGCCUCGAGAGAGGGGCCUGCAGCCUUCCCCCCAUGAGCUUGGAACCGGAGGGGUCUUUGGAGGCCCAGCUGGCACUGGAGACAGUGGUCCAGACACUGGAGGGCAGCCUCGUGGGCCAGAAGGGCCUGAGCGUGCAGGACCCGGCCCAGGACUCUCAGCCCACCCGCCUGCCUGCCCACAUCAGAGAGAUUGUCACCCGCAACCUCUCCCAGCCCGAGAGCUCAGCCCCAACACCAGCCACAGAGAUGGCAUCAAUGCUGUCGCUGCAGGAGGAGAACCAGCUGCUGCAGCAGGAGCUGUCCCGCGUGGAGGACCUGCUGGCCCAGAGCCGUGCUGAGCGUGAUGAGCUGGCCAUCAAGUAUAAUGCGGUCAACGAGAGGGUGGGUGCUGCCCCAGGGCUGAGAGCUGGGCUCCCUUGCUUCGAGGAUGGGGAGACAGCCAGGCCAGGCCCAUGCACUGUAGGUGGAUCUGGAGUCAGGCUGGCCUGGGUUCAAAAUUAUGGCUCUGCCAACUUCAACUUGAAUAGCCUUGAGCAAAUCACUCCACUCUCCAACUCUGUUUUCUGUGGUUGGAUGGUAAUAUGAUGUGGAGUUGUGAGGAGUCAAUGAGGUAAUGGAAUAAAGUGCCUGUCACCAGGGCUAUCUCAUUCCCAUCUGUCCAGGCCUGCUUGGGGACUCAGAGAAUAAGACCCCUAGACACCCCUGCCACCCCUUGAGUCUCUAGGCAUCUCCCUGUGCUCCCAUUUACAUGGGCCUUGGGGUCCACCCAACAGUGCCUGGACACUGGGGCAAACUGGAUUAGGCACAGGUCAUCUGGCACAGCCACAGGAUCUGCCGCCCCUGACCGUGGUGGUGAGGCUCAGCCAAGGAAGGAAGGAGAAACCAG